CACUCGAGGUCGUGCCGCCGCGUGCGCACAUUGCUGAAGUACGAGCAUUGCCGCGCCGCGCACGAAUCACAUCGCUGCGCCCACAGCUCGCUGCGUCCACAAAACUUGUCAUCGCUACCUCUUUGCCCUCAUUGCUGCACACUCGUGUCUGGACAUUCCUGGACCACAAACACCAUGCGAGCAGUGCUCACCAUUCGUCGCGCAACGGCGCGAGCCGUCAAACGAUGCAUGGCGACGACGCCGCGGACGCUGCAGCAACUGGUCGAACACGCGGAGGACCCGGAUCUGAUCAAAGCGGCGCAGCGCGCGCACGUCGAAUUGUCGGAUCGCGUCGAGGAGCAGGUCGCGCGCUGCACCGCGCUGGAGGCGACGGCGCCGACGAACCGCGACCUCGGCACGCUCACGGCGCUCUACAAGGGCGUCGCGACGGAGCUGGCCGCGGGCGACGAGAUCGCCGCGGCGGCGCGCGCCUCGGACGCCGACAUCGCGGCGCUGCACCGCUCGUUCAAGUCGAUCGAGGAGCGCCACUCGUCCUUCGUGCCGAGCGUCGUCGACGCGCUGCGCGAGGGCAACGUGCCGGUCUCCGCGGCGGGCCUGCUCGAGGACCUCCUUGCGGCGCACAUCGGCGCGUCGACGGUGCUGCGGAAUCACCUGCUGGCCCACGCGCCGGAACUCGAGAACCCCGGCGCGACGCUGGCCGCGCCGCCGGCGCACGGCACGGGCGCCGCUCGCCUCGACGCCAAGCUCAUCAACGUCGUCGGGGCGGCGGUGGGCGACGCGCAGCUUGUCUGCGAGCACGCCUACGACCUCGCGGACCCGCCGCCCGUGUCCAUCGCGGACGACGGCUCGGCGGCGGCGUGUGUCCCGGCGCACGCGACGCACGUCGUGCGCGAGCUACUAAAGAACGCGCUGGUGGCCACCAUCGAGAAGCACGUGGCGAAGCACGGGCCGAACUCGGACGCCUGGGACGAGGAGUUGCCGCCGGUCGAGAUCGCGCUCGCGGCGUCGACCAUAUCCAUCGUCGAUCACGGCGGCGGCCUGGAGGAUCCCGACGCGUUGCUGCGCAUCCGGCCGGACCUGUCGUCGCGCUACGACCGGCUCGACGAGCCGGGCGGGUCCUACAACUCGGGCUCACAAAAGCCCAUUUCGGGCGUCGGCAUGGGUUUGCCCCUGUGUGGAAAUCAAAUUUCGCCACGCCGUCGACGCGAUGUUGUCCUCGUGAUCGCGUCGGCUCAAUGGCGUGGAGGCUCACGAACGUCCAUGCAAUAUUUCCACACAGGUCUCCCCAUGUCAAAACUUUACGCGGCG
Molecule: messenger RNA, 1308 nt
Organism: Pelagomonas calceolata
Lineage: Eukaryota; Pelagophyceae; Pelagomonadales; Pelagomonadaceae
Source: the annotation of a GenBank genome assembly